Messenger RNA from Myxocyprinus asiaticus (Chinese sucker), 2889 nucleotides. RefSeq names its product golgin subfamily A member 6-like protein 22. The record is from RefSeq and is a predicted model, not a curated record. Gene Ontology annotation, molecular function: peptidyl-prolyl cis-trans isomerase activity; protein binding. NCBI's taxonomy places the organism in Eukaryota, Metazoa, Chordata, Actinopteri, Cypriniformes, Catostomidae. Bases 1 to 2268 code for a protein of 755 amino acids. The transcript has 8 exons.
AUGGAAGAGACGUAUCUGCUUAACCAUCCUGGAGUGAAAAAGAAGAUUCUGCAUGGAGGUCAAGGACCAUUGCCACAUUUUCCAAAGGGAACUAAGCUGGUGUUCCACUUCCAAACCCUGUUGGACAACUUUGAGAGAACAGCGAUUGAUGACAGUCGCAAAAACAAGCAUCCCACAGAAAUUUUCGUGGGGAAAAUGUUCAAGAUGGAGGUGUGGGAGGUGUUAUUAACCUCUAUGAGGAUCGGAGAGGUGGCAGAGUUUUGGUGCGAUGCCAUUCACACAGGCCUUUAUCCCAUCGUCUCUAAAGGGAUGCGAUUGGCUGCUCAAGGGAAGGACCCUCUGGAGGGCCAAAAACACAUGUGUGGCAUGGGAAAUGUGUUUCACUACCACUCUACAGGCUUCCCAGAGCUUGAUGAGAUAAUGAGGACACCACAGCCUCUAAUCUUCAUCAUGGAGCUAAUCUCGCGUGAGUCCUGGAUGAUGGAGAAGGACGAGAAGUUAAAAGCCGUACCCUCGCUUCAUCUCCUGGGCAAUGCUCUGGUCAAGCAGGGCCGCUUCCGUGAAGCAGCAGAGAAGUACCAGGAGGCUGUGAUUUUGCUGCGUACAGUCCAAUCCAGGGAGAUGCCAGGAGAUGAGGACUACAUUAAUCUGGGCAGGCUUAUUAUUCCUCUGGUGCUGAACUACUGCCAGUGCAUGUUAGAGCUGGAGGAGUAUUACGAGGUCAUCGAACAUACAACAGAGCUCCUGGACAAACACAAAGACUGCGUCAAGGCCUACUACAAGCGUGCGAAGGCCUAUGCAGCUGUGUGGAGCGAGAAGGAGGCCAGGAAAGACUUCCUAAUGGUAGCUAACCUAGACGUAACACUGUCCAAGUUGAUUCACAGAGAACUGAAUCUUCUCUCUGAGAGAAUGAAGGAGAAAUACUGGGAGGAUAAAGAAAGGUACUGGAACAUUCUAGAAGACAAACAAAAGAGUGAAAGCAAACAAGAGGAAUAUGAGAUGGAAAAAGAGGAAAGCAAAGGAGAAUAUUCUCAGUCCCCUGAAGAGGUCAAAAAAGAAGAAGAGAGAAAGAAUCCAUCAGCACUGGAGGAAAACAAGCAUGACACCAAAAGUGAAGAGUCGGCAGCAGAGGCCAAUCGCAGGAUAACAGCUCUGACCGAGGGCAAGGACUGGCAGCAGAUGCUACGGCUAAUUAUGCUCCUCCAGGAUGAAGGCAAUUUCUAUGUAAAAGAGCAUCUCUAUGCUGAGGCGACUGCCAAGUUUAAGGAGGCUCUGGAGUAUAUAGACUAUCUCCAAACUAAGGUGGAACAUAAAGGAGAAGACUGGGAAUCUCUGGAGAAAGUUAGUCUGCCACUCUGUCUAAACCUCAGCCAAUGUAAGCUGGAGCUUGGGGAAUACCAAGAAGUGGUGGAACUCAAUACUAAACUGCUGAAGAAACAUAAAGACAAUCUGAAGGCUGUGUACCAGCGUGCCCGGGCUCACUCUGCAUUAUGCAAUGAAGAUGAGGCUCGCCGAGAUUUCACCAGGGUCCUGCAACUGGAUCCCGAGUUCAAGCCUUUCGUUAAGCAGGAGAUUAAGAAAAUGGGUGAGAACAUCCGAGAAAAGUGUGUCAGCGAAAACAAAAACUACUGGAUUAGCAUGCAGGAGAAGUGGGAGAAGGCACAGGCCAAGAGGGGAAAGAUAAUGGAGAAGAAAGGCGUUAAAUGGGCAGAUGAGAGUAAGAUGUUGACAGUCAGCAAGGACGAAGGACAAUGGGGACGAUCAGGCAGCAGUGGCAAAACAGAAGUGAACUCCAGUGUCGGCACAGGUAAUAAAGAUGAGAAGACAAAGAGCCAGAGCACAAAUGAGGAGAGCUCUUUGAACCUGAAAGAAGCAAAGGCAGAUAAUAAAACUGUAGAUAAAGACAGGGAUCCAGUUCAAAGCAAUGUGCUGGGAGAUAGUACAGAGGGUACACAAAUAUCAGAAACAGAUAGCAGGGCCAAAGAAACUCAACUGACCAAUGAAACUGCAAUGGGAAAAGAGGGCCAAGAUGAGACUACCAAUACAAAUGGAGAAUAUCUUCCAAAGCCAGACAAAAAUAAAAGUACAUCAGGGGAAGAAAGACUGGCAGAGCAGAGAGACAUGACUGAUGAUGGGAGAACAGAGAAAAGCAAGACAGCUACUGAAUUAAAGUUGAAGGCUAGCAUUGAGGUACCAACAGGGGAAUCAUCUGCAAAGCCUGAAAAGUCUACCCAAAAAGUGAAACGAAAACAAAGAAAAAAGAAAUAGACUAAUAAAUAUUAAAAUAAUGAUUAACCCGAAAAUGAAUAUUCUGUCAUUCAAACCUGUGUGACUUGAUUUUUUCAGUAAAACCCAAAAGCAGAUGUUUAACAGAACAUUAGCUCUCAAAUCACAUUCUCACUUCUACAUAUUCAAACUUGGUUACAAGAUAUGCGAAAACCAUGGUGUAACACAUCUUGAGGUGCCAUAUUUGUAUAUACGUUUAUGAGAUUUGGAAGUUAAGCCCAAAACAUGCUCUACACAGAGGCUUCUAGCUACACAAGCUCAAUUUCGUGCAUUGUUGCAUUCUAAAAUGUCGGACCGCAACUCAUAACUCAAUACAAGUAUGCAUUGUAUUCGCAAUGUUGCUGCUAGGGGCGCUAUAGCGGAGAUUAGUGUGAACUACUGCCCUGGCAAAGCCACCGUUUGCUGUGUAAAUAAAUUAGUCAAUGUAUUUAUAGCAACUUGCCAGCAUAAUUACGAAUCUGAUUUUAUAGCACAAACUUUUGAAGGUAACUCUAUCGCCGCCUUGAGUACUGAAGUUUGUUACUGCCACAGUAAUGCAAGAAUGCAUGUUAAAGGACCCAAAAAUUCAGCCAAAAAUGAAAAAUCUCUCAUCAUUUACUCAUC